This is a messenger RNA of Rhipicephalus sanguineus (brown dog tick), 1516 nucleotides long. Its product is annotated as elongation of very long chain fatty acids protein AAEL008004. The record is from RefSeq and is a predicted model, not a curated record. The transcript is spliced from 3 exons. Gene Ontology annotation, molecular function: fatty acid elongase activity. NCBI's taxonomy places the organism in Eukaryota, Metazoa, Arthropoda, Arachnida, Ixodida, Ixodidae. Gene Ontology annotation, biological process: sphingolipid biosynthetic process; fatty acid elongation, saturated fatty acid; fatty acid elongation, monounsaturated fatty acid. Gene Ontology annotation, cellular component: endoplasmic reticulum membrane. The coding region runs from base 264 to 1226 and encodes 320 amino acids.
GCACCGGGCGUUUUCUUGUUUGGCUUGCCGGCUUCGAGGCGGCGGCGGCCGCAUGUGCUGAUCCGACCUGCAGUUCGCAGCAUCCUGCGCGGAGUUCCUUUCGCUUCUGUUUUAUUUUCCUGUUCCACUCGUCGCCCGCUGCGGAUUGCUGGAAGCGGUGGAUACGAGUGCCGAGCCGUGCCGAGACUCCGACGCGCACACGGAACAAGCAACCUAGCUAAGCUCAUCUUCCGUCUGUGACAGGAACAGAUACCUGUUCCACAAUGGCGAGCUACGUCAUGGACUUUGUGGAACAACUCAAAUCGCACGCUGACCCCCGCACUAAGGACUUCCCUUUGAUCGGCAACCCGACGAUGGUGCUGACCCUCAUCGCCGGUUACCUGUACGUGGUCAAGGUGUGGGGGCCCCGGUACAUGGAAGACCGCAAGGCCUACGACCUCAAGCACAUCAUCAUGGCCUACAACGCCUGCAUGGUAAUGCUCAACACGUUCUUCUUCUACAAGUUUCUCUCGCACUCGUACCUGGGCGGCGGCUACAGCUGGAUUUGUCAAGGCAUCGACUUCCAAGACCCGGGUUCGAUCACCAUCGUGUCGUACUGCUGGUGGUACUUUAUGGUGCGUAUCCUGGACUUCGCCGACACGCUGUUCUUCCUGUUGCGCAAGAAGUACAGCCACAUCUCGUUCCUGCACGUCGUCCACCACAGCCUGGUCGUCUGGAACGGCUGGCUCUUCAUCACGUUCGGGGCCGACGGUCAGGGCAUCAUGGGCGUCUCCAUCAACUCGUUCAUCCACAUCGUCAUGUACACGUACUACUUCUUGUCCGCUCUGGGACCCUCCGUGCAGAAGUACCUGUGGUGGAAGAAGUACAUCACCACCAUGCAGAUUGUACAGUUCGCCGUCUUCAUCGGGUUUGUCUGCGUGCCCUUGUUCAAGGACUGCGGCUACCCGCGCUUCCUGACCUAUCUCGCCGCGUCCCAGUGCUUCUUCUUCUUGGUGCUCUUCGUCAACUUCUACAUUCACACCUACGUCAGGACCAGGAGGGGAGAGGUGCACUUCUUCUGCGGCAACUACGAAGCCACUUCGCAGGCGAAGGGAGACGAGCAAGGGACGAAGAACGGCACGAUCGUCAACGAAAGCGGCGCCGCCACGAACGGCAACGGUCACGUGAAUGGCCACCUAAACGGCUCUGGACUUAAGAAGAGGGAAGUCAAGAUACGCACCCACUAAAUCGCAGGAAAGGAAAAAAAAAGACGGCAGUGAAAGGCUCUUGGCGCAUGCAAGCGACGUCGCGAGCAUUAUUCAACGGACUCGGCGUCGUCGGGACUGACAGCGCGUGCCUUGCGGAACUGCAUUGUUGUCGUUGCGGUGUCAGUCAGCUGACCGGGAGCAUUUAUUUAUAUUCCAGUGUGUUUUUCGAAAAUGUGGCGCCCUGUCGUGCUUACUGUAGUGUCCGGAAACGAAUUGCACCUACAGCCAAUGGACGCUCGGAUGUUUUAGUUCGAGAGCGACGUGAGGCG